Messenger RNA from Glycine soja, 1854 nucleotides. Its product is annotated as protein DETOXIFICATION 40-like. NCBI's taxonomy places the organism in Eukaryota, Viridiplantae, Streptophyta, Magnoliopsida, Fabales, Fabaceae. The transcript has 7 exons. Gene Ontology annotation, biological process: xenobiotic detoxification by transmembrane export across the plasma membrane. Gene Ontology annotation, cellular component: membrane. The coding region runs from base 169 to 1683 and encodes 504 amino acids. The record is from RefSeq and is a predicted model, not a curated record. Gene Ontology annotation, molecular function: xenobiotic transmembrane transporter activity; antiporter activity.
UUGAAUAUAAUAUAAUAUAAUAUUCUCGUUAUAUGUGUAUAUAUAAGAGAUGGUGUGCCUUACGGCUCCUCGUGGUAGGUGAGUUGGGACUUGUGGCGGCGAGAUUGCUGCUGCUCCAAACGUUACAGGAGAGAAAGCCUUCUUUGCCGUGAAUUCGGAUCGAGAUCAAUGGGUUCAGCGGAGAAAGAGCCACUGUUAACAGCGGAGGGAACUCGAUCAAACUCAAAGCACGAGUCCUCCUCCCAUGGGCAACUUGAGAGAAUUCUCUCCGACGACACCCUACCCUUCCUCAACCGUGUGGGACCCGCCACGUGGAUCGAGUUGAAGCUCCUCUUCUUCCUCGCCGCCCCUGCCGUCAUCGUCUACCUCAUCAACUACCUCAUGUCCAUGUCCACCCAAAUCUUCUCCGGCCACCUCGGCAACCUCGAACUCGCCGCCGCCUCCCUCGGCAACACCGGCAUCCAAAUGUUCGCCUACGGCCUCAUGUUGGGUAUGGGGAGUGCCGUGGAGACGCUAUGCGGACAAGCAUUCGGAGCUCAAAAGUACGGGAUGUUAGGAGUCUACAUGCAGCGGUCAACGAUUCUUCUCUCACUAGCCGGCGUAGUGUUGACCGUGAUAUACGUAUUCAGCGAACCGAUGCUAAUAUUCCUCGGGGAAUCACCGAGAAUCGCGUCGGCGGCAGCACUCUUUGUGUACGGGUUGAUCCCACAGAUAUUCGCAUACGCGGCGAACUUCCCGAUCCAGAAGUUUCUCCAAGCGCAGAGCAUAGUGGCACCGAGCGCGUACAUAUCAGCGGCGACGCUGGUGGUCCACCUGGGGAUGAGUUGGGUGGCGGUGUACGAGAUUGGGUUGGGGCUGUUGGGGGCGUCGCUGGUGCUGAGCCUGUCGUGGUGGAUAAUGGUGAUUGGACAGUACGUGUACAUAGUGAAGAGCGAGAGGUGCAGGCGCACGUGGCAGGGGUUCACGUGGGAGGCGUUUAGCGGUUUGUAUGGGUUCUUCAAGCUCUCCGCUGCGUCCGCGGUCAUGCUGUGCCUGGAGACAUGGUACUUUCAGAUUCUGGUUUUGCUCGCGGGGCUUCUCCCUAAUCCUGAGUUGGCUCUUGAUUCCCUUUCUAUCUGCACCACAAUUUCUGGAUGGGUGUUCAUGAUCUCUGUUGGAUUCAAUGCAGCUGCAAGCGUGAGGGUGAGCAACGAACUAGGAGCAAGAAGUCCAAAAUCAGCAUCGUUUUCGGUGGUUGUGGUGACAGUGAUUUCUUUCAUAAUAUCAGUAAUUGCAGCACUGGUGGUUCUUGCAUUAAGAGAUGUCAUUAGCUAUGCCUUCACAGGGGGUGAAGAGGUUGCUGCUGCAGUUUCAGAUCUUUGUCCACUCCUUGCCCUUUCUCUUGUCCUCAAUGGCAUUCAACCCGUCUUAUCUGGGGUGGCUGUUGGAUGUGGAUGGCAAGCUUUCGUAGCUUAUGUAAACGUGGGUUGUUAUUAUGGAGUUGGCAUACCAUUGGGCGCGGUUCUCGGCUUUUAUUUUCAAUUUGGUGCCAAGGGAAUAUGGCUGGGAAUGCUAGGUGGCACCGUUAUGCAAACAAUUAUUCUACUGUGGGUCACAUUUAGAACGGAUUGGACUAAGGAGGUAGAGGAAGCAGCCAAGAGGCUGACCAAAUGGGAGGACAAGAAGGAACCACUACUAAAUUGAAGAAUAACUUGUUUAUGUAGGAGAGCAAGAGAGACAUAAUAUUCUCUUUAUUAUUAUUUUUUAUUGAAACCAAUUUAUAAGGACUAAUUCUAGAGAUUCAACAAGGUAGUUUAACACUUCGUUGUUCCAUUAUGAGGUAGGGAAUUAAAAAUUAAAACUGCCAAGGAUUAA